AUGGGACCGUCGGGUUCUGGAAAGACGACACUUUUGAACGUGCUUUCCAAGCGACCAAUGCAUGGUGUUGUCAUCAAAGGCAAAGUGUCCGUCAACGGUCAAGAAACCUCGGACGCCGUGUUCCGAUGUGUCACUUCCCUAGUAGAAGACCAUGAUACUUUCACGGCGUCUUUGACUGCUAGGGAGACGCUGGAAUUUGCUUCUAGACUCGCGAUUAGACGCCACCAGAAGGAAGAGCUUCAUGGGCGUAUCGAUACACUUGUCCAGGCUUUUGGGCUUGCUGACCAAGCAGACGCUUUUAUUGGUAGAGUACUUUCCAACGGCCAGAGACGACGCCUGGCAGUUGCCAGACGACUUGUCACAGGUCCGAAGGUCCUCUUUCUUGAUGAACCGACAAGCGGACUGGAUUCCGUUGCUAGCUUUUAUGUUAUUAGCUACCUGCGUAAGAUUGCGAAGCUGAACAAUCUCAUUAUCAUCUGCUCUAUUCAUCAACCCUCUACUUCUACGUUUGACCUGUUCGACAAACUACUCCUUCUGUCUCGGGGCAAGACGCAUUACUUUGGCCCAACAGCAGAGGUAGUUGAGUAUUAUCAGAAUGUAGGGGUCACAAUCCCUCAAAGAGCCAAUCCCGCCGAGUUCAUACUCGAGUUACUUAAUAUCGACUUUUCUGACGCACCACCAAGAUCAUCCCAAAGCAUUACGAAGUUACAAUCUCUCUGGAGGCUUUCGUCAUGCCGCCAAAGAAUACUCGAGAGUAUCUUGACUUGUGAAAGAGCAACAGGUGAUGUAAUUGUUGAAUCAGCAAGCCGGCCCAGCUUAGCCAGCCACGUUGUCACACUAAUUCACCGCAACUUCCUCAAAGCAUACCGGGAUGCUAUGGCGUACAAUCUCCGCCUCCUUAUGUAUACCGGUUUGGGGUUAUUAAUGGGCACCAUCUGGCUACGGCUUGAUCGCAGUCAAGACUCCAUUCAACUGCUGGUUAAUGCACUGAUUGUGAGCUGUGGAUUCAUGGCGUUCAUGGCGGUGACGUACGUCCCUGCCUUUAUUGAGGAUUAUCGGCAGUACCUCCAGGAGCAUCGGAACGGAUUAUAUGGUGCCACGGCAUUUCACUUAUCGAACUUUCUCGUUGGCAUACCGCACCUCUUUCUCUUCUCGACGAUGUUUUCAGUAGUCUUCUACUGGCUUUCCAACUGCCAACCCUCGGCAACGGCAUUCUUCACAUGGGUGAUGUGGCUGUUUUUUGACUUGCUAGCUGCUGAAGCCGUUGUCGUUCUAGCGGUAACCAUUGUCCCAAAUUUCGUUGGGUCAUUGGUAUCAGCCGCGCUCAUCAAUGUUUUGAUGUUUGGGACUGCGGGAACGCUGGUUCCUCCCGGUAGGCUGAAUGCGUUUUACAAGUACGGGCUGUAUUAUUGGAACUUUCAGGCGUACAUAUUCCAGGGCAUGAUGGUCACGCAAUUUGACCACCAGACAUAUGAUUGUGGCAGCAACUGUGCAUGCAGGUAUACCCCCAUGUCUACCGAUCAGUGUCAAAUUGACGGUGGGCAGGUGUUGCAUGAGUUUGGAAUCGAAACGGGAGUUGAAGGUCGGAAUAUUGUGAUUGUGAUUGCGAUUAUACUCGGUUACCGCGUUGCAUCUUGGGCUGCGCUUAGAUUCAAGCAGUGA
This is a messenger RNA of Pochonia chlamydosporia 170, 1662 nucleotides long. Its product is annotated as ABC transporter. Gene Ontology annotation, cellular component: membrane. Bases 1 to 1662 code for a protein of 553 amino acids. The transcript is spliced from 2 exons. The record is from RefSeq and is a predicted model, not a curated record. Gene Ontology annotation, molecular function: ATP binding; ABC-type transporter activity; ATP hydrolysis activity. NCBI's taxonomy places the organism in Eukaryota, Fungi, Ascomycota, Sordariomycetes, Hypocreales, Clavicipitaceae.